AUGGCCUCACAGCUGCAGGUGUUCUCCCCUCCGUCAGUAUCCUCGAGUGCCUUCUGCAGUGCCAAGAAACUCAAAGUGGAGCCCUCUGUCUGGGAUGUUUCAGGACAGAGCAGUAGUGACAAGUAUUAUACCCACAGUAAAAACCUCCCAGCAGCUCAAGGGCAAGCAAGCUCCUCUCAUCAGGUAGCAAAUUUCAGCAUCCCUGCUUACGACCAGAACCUCCUUCUCCCGGCUCCUUCAGUUGAGCACAUCGUGGUGACUGCGGCCGACAGCACAGGCAGCAGCACAGCGGCCUCCUUCCAGAGCAGCCAGACCCUCCCACAUCGGAGCAACGUUUCUUUACUGGAGCCCUACCAAAAAUGUGGAUUAAAAAGGAAAAGUGAGGAGGUCGAUAGCAACGGCAGUGUGCAGAUAAUCGAGGAACAUCCACCUCUCAUGCUGCAAAACAGACCUGCGGUGGGUGCUGCGGCCACGACCACCACGGUAACCACGAAGAGCAGCAGUUCCAGUGGUGAAGGCGAUUACCAGCUGGUCCAGCACGAGAUCCUGUGCUCUAUGACAAACAGCUAUGAGGUCUUGGAAUUCCUGGGCCGAGGGACGUUUGGGCAGGUGGCGAAAUGCUGGAAACGUAGCACGAAGGAGAUUGUAGCCAUCAAAAUCCUAAAGAACCAUCCCUCCUAUGCUAGGCAGGGCCAGAUAGAGGUGAGCAUCCUCUCUCGCCUGAGCAGUGAGAAUGCUGAUGAGUAUAACUUUGUUCGCUCCUACGAGUGCUUUCAACACAAGAAUCAUACAUGCCUUGUUUUUGAAAUGCUAGAGCAGAACUUAUAUGAUUUCUUAAAGCAAAAUAAGUUCAGUCCGUUGCCCCUGAAGUACAUCCGGCCAAUCCUGCAGCAAGUGGCUACUGCCUUGAUGAAGCUAAAGAGCUUGGGUCUGAUACAUGCUGAUUUGAAACCAGAAAACAUCAUGCUGGUGGAUCCGGCACGCCAGCCCUACCGGGUGAAGGUGAUAGACUUCGGCUCCGCCAGCCACGUGUCCAAGGCCGUGUGCUCCACCUACCUGCAGUCGCGCUACUACAGAGCUCCUGAAAUCAUACUGGGUUUACCAUUCUGUGAAGCUAUUGACAUGUGGUCGCUGGGCUGCGUGAUAGCAGAGCUGUUUCUAGGCUGGCCUCUGUAUCCAGGAGCAUCUGAAUAUGAUCAGAUUCGUUAUAUUUCACAAACUCAAGGCCUUCCAGCGGAGUAUCUUCUCAGUGCGGGAACGAAAACAAGCAGGUUUUUUAACAGAGAUCCAAAUUUGGGAUACCCACUGUGGAGGCUAAAGACCCCAGAAGAACAUGAGGCGGAAACAGGAAUAAAAUCAAAAGAAGCUCGGAAAUACAUAUUCAACUGUUUGGAUGAUAUGGCGCAGGUGAAUAUGUCUACAGACUUGGAAGGGACUGACAUGUUGGCAGAGAAGGCUGACCGAAGGGAAUAUAUUGAUUUGUUGAAGAAAAUGUUGACAAUUGAUGCAGAUAAAAGAAUUACUCCACUGAAGACUUUGAACCAUCCGUUUGUUACAAUGACACAUCUACUGGAUUUCCCACAUAGUAAUCAUGUGAAAUCUUGCUUUCAGAAUAUGGAGAUCUGCAAGCGAAGAGUUAAUAUGUAUGAUACAGUGAAUCAGAUUAAGAGCCCAUUCACAACUCACGUUGCUCCUAAUACAAGCACAAAUCUGACAAUGAGCUUUAGCAACCAGCUCAGUACAGUACACAAUCAGGCCAGUGUAUUGGCUUCCAAUUCUACUGCUGCUGCUACCCUUUCCCUGGCAAACUCGGACGUCCCACUGCUAAACUAUCAGUCUGCUUUGUAUCCAUCAUCUGCAGCACCAGUUGCAGGAGUGGCACAACAGAGUGUUUCCUUGCAACCUGGAACCACACAGAUCUGCACCCAGACUGACCCCUUCCAGCAAACGUUCAUUGUUUGUCCCCCAGCUUUUCAAACCGGACUUCAGGCAACUACAAAGCAUUCUGGGUUCCCAGUAAGGAUGGAAAAUGCUGUCCCCAUCGUACCGCAGGCCCCUGCAGCACAGCCACUGCAGAUCCAGUCGGGUGUUCUCACACAGGGAAGCUGUACACCACUAAUGGUAGCAACUCUUCAUCCUCAAGUAGCCACCAUCACGCCGCAGUAUGCGGUCCCCUUUACCCUGAACUGCGCAGCCGGCCGGCCAGCGCUAGUAGAACAGACGGCUGCAGUACUGCAGGCCUGGCCGGGGGGAACCCAGCAGAUUCUGCUCCCUUCCACCUGGCAGCAGCUCCCAGGGGUUGCUCUGCACAACUCGGUCCAGCCGGCGGCGGUGAUUCCGGAGACGAUGGGCAGCAGCCAGCAGUUAGCUGACUGGAGGAAUGCACAUUCCCAUGGGAAUCAGUACAGCACUCUCAUGCAGCAGCCGUCGCUACUGACCAACCAUGUGACCUUAGCAACAGCGCAGCCUCUGAACGUUGGAGUUGCUCAUGUUGUGAGGCAGCAGCAAAGCAGCAACAUUCCAGCGAAGAAGAACAAGCAGCCAGCACCAAGCGCAGCCAACUCAACUCUAGAGCCUGUGCCCUCCCAGGUUUACUCACUCAUUGGGAGCAGUCCUCUGCGAUCCACCUCCUCCUCUUCCAAUGUACUCGUCCCAGUGCAGGAGCAGCACCAGCCCAUUGUGAUCCCAGACACUCCAAGCCCUCCUGUCAGUGUCAUCACCAUUCGCAGUGACACUGAUGAGGAAGAGGACAGCAAGUACAAACCUGCCAGUUUGAGUAUGAAGCAGAGAUCCAACGUCAUCAGCUACGUUACUGUUAAUGACUCCCCUGAUUCGGACUCCUCCCUGAGCAGCCCCUAUGCCACAGACCCACUUUCCUCUCUCAGGAGUACAGGCGGUGCCCUGGAGCUGCCGAGCAGAGGAGCCGCUGACAGCUCCAGCUCUCGGACUAUCAUUGUGCCCCCACUGAAAGCACAGCUCAAUGACUGCAUCGUAGCUACCCAAGCAUCAGGCAUCCUGAGCAGCACCAGUAAGACUAAACCAGUGGCCUCUGUGAGUGGGCAGUCAGCAGGAUGCUGUAUCACACCCAGUGGGUACCGCUCCCAUCGCGUAGUAACGAACGGUGUGCAGCCUCUCAACCUCAGCCAGAACCAGCAAACAACAGUGCUGGCCUCACAGGAGAGAAGUGGAAAUGCUGUCCCACGUAGGCAGCAAGCUUAUGUGGCCCCCCGCACGUCAACUAUUUCUCAGGCUCCCUACACGUUUCAGCACAGCAGCCCAGUGCAUCCCCACCUGGCAGCGGCCUCGGCAAACACGCACCUCUCCAGCCAGCCGCACGUGUACACCUACGCCCCGACCUCGGCCGCCACGCUGGGCUCCACCUCCUCCCUCGCCCACCUCUUCUCCCCUCAGGGCUCCUCGCGGCACGCCGCCUACGCUGCCCACCCCAGCACGCUUGUCCACCAGGUCCCUGUGAGCGUUGGGCCCAGUCUCCUGACUUCUGCAAACGUUCCGCCUGCCCAGUACCAACACCAGUUUGCUCCCCAGUCCUAUAUUGGUGCUUCCAGAGGGUCUGCUAUUUACACUGGAUAUCCGCUGAGCCCUACAAAGAUCAACCAGUACUCGUACUUGUAGUUCUUAGUAAAGCACUGUCCUGCAGUAGGCCUGAGAGGUUGGAGAAGGAUUUCAGGUGAACCUUUACCUGGUAAUGGCUGCCUGGGUUUUGUUUCUCCCUGAUCUGGUUGUAUGUUGUUCAAAAAUCUCUCUAGUGAGUUCAGUCACUAACUG
This is a messenger RNA of Merops nubicus (carmine bee-eater), 3786 nucleotides long. RefSeq names its product homeodomain interacting protein kinase 1 (gene HIPK1). The transcript has 15 exons. Lineage: Eukaryota; Metazoa; Chordata; Aves; Coraciiformes; Meropidae. Gene Ontology annotation, molecular function: protein tyrosine kinase activity; protein serine/threonine kinase activity; ATP binding. Bases 1 to 3633 code for a protein of 1210 amino acids. The record is from RefSeq and is a predicted model, not a curated record. Gene Ontology annotation, biological process: peptidyl-threonine phosphorylation; smoothened signaling pathway; peptidyl-serine phosphorylation. Gene Ontology annotation, cellular component: cytoplasm; nucleus; PML body.